Archocentrus centrarchus (flier cichlid) is the source of this 1572-nucleotide messenger RNA. Its product is annotated as L-amino-acid oxidase-like. NCBI's taxonomy places the organism in Eukaryota, Metazoa, Chordata, Actinopteri, Cichliformes, Cichlidae. The transcript has 7 exons. The coding region runs from base 1 to 1572 and encodes 523 amino acids. The record is from RefSeq and is a predicted model, not a curated record. Gene Ontology annotation, molecular function: L-amino-acid oxidase activity. Gene Ontology annotation, biological process: amino acid catabolic process.
AUGGAUCCACGUAUGGUGAAAUUAUUCUCUGUGAGUGUGUUGUUGCUCACAGUGUAUCAAAUCCACACUGGGACCAGCUGGAAGUCUAGCCUGGCUGAUUGUCUGAAUGACACUGACUACGAUCAGCUGCUGCAGACAGCAAUGAACGGUCUUCCACGAAUAAACACACCUCAUCAUGUUGUCAUUGUUGGAGCUGGCAUGGCUGGAUUGACAGCUGCUCGGCUACUUCACAAAGCAGGACAUACGGUCACCAUAUUAGAGGCUAGUGGACGGGUCGGUGGGCGUGUGGAGACCUACAGGAAUGAGAAAGAGGGCUGGUAUGCUGAAUUUGGGGCCAUGAGGAUCCCGAGUUCUCAUCACAUCCUCCUCUGGUUUGCUAAAGACCUGGGCGUUGAGCUGAAUGAGUUCAUCAUGGACAACAACAACACGUUCUACCUGGUGAAUGGAAUAAAGCCACAGAAGACAUACAAAGUGAAGGAAAACCCUAACAUCCUGAAGUACAAUCUAACAGAAAAUGAGAUGCAUCAAUCAGCUGACACUCUUCUACAGCAGGCUUUAGAGAAGGUGAAAAAGGAAGUUAAACAACAUGGUUGUAAAGCUGCACUGGAUAAAUUUGACCAUUAUUCAGUGAAGGAGUACCUGAAAGAAGAAGCUGGUCUGAGUCCUGAAGCCAUCAGGAUGAUUGGAGACCUCCUUAACGAACAGAGUCUUAUGUACACCGCACUGACCGAAAUGAUCUAUGUCCAAACUUACAUUAGUGACAAUGUCACGUACAGUGAAGUGACUGGUGGGUCAGACCUUCUCCCCAAAGCUUUUCUUAAGGACCUUGAUGUUCCAAUUCUUCUUAAUUCCACAGUCAAGCAUAUCAGCCAGUCUCAUAAAGGAGUCACUGUAUCCUACCAGAGUGGUGAACGGUCUUCUCUUACUAAACUUCAAGCUGAUGCCAUCCUGGUAACAACAACAGCCAAAGCAGCUCUUUUCAUAGAUUUUGAUCCCCCUCUCUCCAUCCCAAAGAUGGAGGCCCUGAGGUCCGUCCAUUAUGACAGCUCCACUAAAGUCCUGCUCACCUUCAAGAACAAGUUCUGGGAGGAUGAAAACAUCCGAGGAGGAAAGAGCAUCACAGAUGGGCCCUCUCGUUUCAUCUACUAUCCCAGCCACGGUUUCAUAAAAAAUGAAACCAUCGGUGUCCUCCUGGCUUCUUACACCUGGUCUGAUGACUCACUACUCUUUCUAGGUGCAAGUGAUGAAGACCUUAAAGAGCUGGUUUUGAGAGAUUUGGCAAAGAUUCAUGGUGAGAAGGUCAGGGCUCUCUGCACAGGGGUGUUGGUGAAGAAGUGGAGCAUGGAUCCUUACAGCUUGGGUGCCUUCGCUCUGUUCACACCUUAUCAACACUUAGAGUAUGCUACAGAGCUCUUUAAAAAUGAAGGCAGGGUGCACUUUGCUGGUGAGCACACAGCCUUCCCUCAUGGGUGGAUCGAGACAUCAAUGAAGUCUGCAAUCAGGGCAGCAAAAAAGAUUAACAAAGCUGCAAAGAAAGAGACAGUUAAAAGUGAAAUCCGAGAUGAGCUCUAA